Messenger RNA from Rhinichthys klamathensis goyatoka, 1002 nucleotides. Its product is annotated as lysozyme C, milk isozyme-like. The record is from RefSeq and is a predicted model, not a curated record. NCBI's taxonomy places the organism in Eukaryota, Metazoa, Chordata, Actinopteri, Cypriniformes, Leuciscidae. Bases 158 to 715 code for a protein of 185 amino acids. The transcript is spliced from 5 exons.
UAUUAAAGUUGGGAUGAACCAAAAGCACAGGUGCAGCUGAGGUGGAGACGACUCUAGCAUAUAUAAGUCUGAUGGGUCACAGUACAGAAGGACAGUGAAGACUGAGGAACAUCCGAAGACAACAAAACAUCCAAUAACAAAAAAUCUGAUAUCAGAGAUGAAGAGCGUUCUCCCAGUGAAGAUGUUGGCGGCGUUGGCUCUGGUUCUGCUGGUGUCCAGUGCGACUGAGGGACGGAUUCUCAGGAAAUGUGAGCUGAAGGCUCAACUCGAGGCGGCUCAGAUUCAGGUGACUGAAGCCAUGGGAGACAAAAUGACCGUGGAUGAUCUCAUCGCUAGACUUGUCUGCAAGGCCAAUGCCUCGGGCUUCAACACCAGCUUUGUCAAAGCCAUCGGCCCCAAGCCUAAAGAGAACAAGCCCUUAAUUAAUAUCCGCUCUCGGCAGCUGUACGGCGUGUUUCAGCUCAGUGAUCAGCAGGCCUGUGAUUCUGGCAUGAUGCCAUCACUCAAUGUCUGCGAAAUGAGCUGCUCUGCUUUGAUUGACGAUGACGUCACAGAUGACAUCGCCUGCCUGAAGACCAUGAUUGACAGCAAGUUGAACACUAUUUUGGUGAAGGAGUGUGACUCUGUGGAUCCCACUCGUUAUUUCGCUGAGUGUCUGAAUGAAGAAGCAUCAUUAAGAGCUUUAAGACGAGUGUGUAUUGGUAUUAGUUGGUGAAACAACAGUGUGUACUCUUCUGACCUGCUGUAAAACUGUAGAUUUGUAACAGUGAUUUACAAAUCAAUAUAUGAACUGACUACCGUUACCUAACAAUAUCACUUCUGAUCAGCGGCAUGAUUUCUGUCAAUCUAAAAACACAACAGUCUGAUGUUCCCAUGGGAACUGCUUUGAUUGAAUGUCACUAUGAUGGUGGUGGGACCAGUGUGAGUUUAAACAUAUCAAGGCUCUGAACAGAGAGUGCUUGUGCAUGAAUAAACUUUAUAUUAUCGCUGUAAUGCUGUAAA